This is a messenger RNA of Tigriopus californicus, 2543 nucleotides long. RefSeq names its product histone PARylation factor 1-like (gene Hpf1). NCBI's taxonomy places the organism in Eukaryota, Metazoa, Arthropoda, Copepoda, Harpacticoida, Harpacticidae. The transcript has a single exon. Gene Ontology annotation, cellular component: nucleus. The coding region runs from base 885 to 2234 and encodes 449 amino acids. Gene Ontology annotation, molecular function: histone binding; poly-ADP-D-ribose binding. The record is from RefSeq and is a predicted model, not a curated record. Gene Ontology annotation, biological process: regulation of protein ADP-ribosylation; DNA damage response.
UGACGCACUCAAAUUGACAGAGGGACUGACGACGGUUCGCGGGUUCUCAGACUACCCAAAUAAGAUCAAUUUUAAUUUUUCGCAAAUUUUUGUUUUCGUAUUUUUAUUUUUUAGGGGUGUAGGGGUGUGUGUGCUAGGGUCAGAAGGAUGAGCCUGCCCGGCCAGCCAAGCAAGCCAUCAUAUCGUCUUUAUGCAUUUCAUUUUGUCCCUAUCAGUUUUGGUUUUCUGUCUGAGGACGUAGUUAGCGUCGAAAAGUUUUCUUGAGAAGGGUCAGGGAGGAGAAUCGAACCGAGGGACCAUAACUGGCCCCAUAUACUACUUUAAGCUAAGGGAGAAAUGUGUUUUUUUUCAAUGGCUGUACAUGUUGGAACUCUCCAUAUUUGAGCAAACUUUUAAUCCGUCUUGUGGCAAUCUAUGGGUGCGUUGAAAACCACGAAAAGGCACAAAUGAGGAUUGCUUUAACUCAUCCAAUUUUUACUCCAAUUUUUAACCAGAGUGUCGGCCAUUCCACCCCUCCCAGUGGCCUUUUUACUGCCUAAUGAUUACCUGUGCUGCUUUCUUUUUUUUUGUCAAAGGUCGAAGCGAAGAAUAAGAAUAGGGACAUCUCCCGUGUUCCACUAGAUCACUCACAACAGCCCGAUGCUUGAACCGCCCAAGCGGCCCCCAACGUUUAAUACAAAAAUAUUCCUGGCCCAAACCCUUGUUCUGGAUGUGGCAGCCCUGAGUGGAGCGCGGGUUUUCUUCACGUUUGUUUCGAUUUUUCGAAUCCACGUUCAAAGUCCUCGUCCAAGGGAUCGAUCGAGCCAGACAGCCCGCCCUGUUUACCGAGCCGAUUGAACCAAGUACGGGUCGAUUACGGAUUCAUAUAGAAUCAAGCCCUCAUCAUGUCCUCCGCCCUACCCAUGUCCAAUCCGGGGCUAGCCCAUCGUCCGGUUUGCAAGUACGGCCGUGAGUGUUAUCAAAAGAAUCCCAUGCAUCACGAGAAGUUUCAACAUCCAACCAGCCAAGAACAGCAGAAGGAAAAUCAAGCCAUGGCGGCCAACAAGCGGGCCACGCCCCCACCCGAUGACUCGGCCGGCGAGGCCUCUCAACCGACCAUGGAUCAGUCCUCGCCGCUCAAGAAAUCCAAAAUGGACGACGACGGACAUGAAGCUACCCAGGACGCCAAAGACCAGGCUGAUGUCAACCUCAUCAGCGCCAACACGCCCCUGAACCCUGUGGCGGAUCCCGACGACCCACCCGAGUUGCCCGCUUCACCCAUGGACAUGAAGGCCAACCUGAAACAGAAAUUCCUAAUGGAUUAUCCUCCGGAUUUUUAUUGCUUUUGGCAGUUCUGUCAGGAACGGAAUCGCGAUCAUCCAGAAUUGGCCUUGGUCGACACCUGCGGUUUGCGAUUAACCGGGCCCUUCGAUGUUCUGGCUGGGGCCUGGACUGGGACGGCUCGUCGUCCAUCGGCCGACUAUCUGGCUCAUGCGCGGUAUUUCUACGAUCCGCCGGAGUUUCAAACCGUGCUGGCGUCGGCCGAUGAGCGGCAGCUCUUUCACAUCGGAUAUUUCCGGGACGAUCCGGCCGCGUUGCCAGAUUUCGUAGCGUCGAAUGAUCCGGCUCAGGAUUGUCGGCUUAAUGUCAUGGGUGAUAAUUUGUUCGCAGCCGUGUAUCGCUAUGUAAUGGACGUGAUGCGCGACGCCGAACCGUUCAGACAAACAGCCUUGGAGAAACUUAAGGCUGCGCUUCAUGUCUAUACCACCAUGAAGAUCCAAGACCACGAUUUCAGCUUGGAUCUCCGCACGCCCAAGAUAAAAAGCCGAGAGCGCCGAAAGGUGGCCACCACCUUUCAAGGUGUGGGCUUGGUCGUGCCUUAUAAUAAAGAGACCCAGGUGGGAUACCGUGAAAUUCCCGAGACAACGGCUUCGCUGAAACGGAUUUUUAAGAAUAUCAACGAGGCGAGCACUGAAGAAAAACGCGCACAGGCCAUGGACGUUUUGCAAGAACUCAUGACCAAUGUUCAAUUUGCCAACGAUGAGGGCGAUCCGGGCAUGAGCGUGGAAUUGGGUCUAAAUGCAUUUGCGACGGGGGGACCUCAUCUACAUGGAUCCAUUGAGCAUUUAUUAGGGGUGGGCUACGAGUUGAUGGAUCGGCCAGAAUAUGCCCAGGUCAUACGGGCUCAUCUCAAGCGGCGGAAUGACGGUGGGCUAACGUGUUCAAGAUUCAUAAUUGGAAAGUAUAAAUGCUAGCAAGGGAAAUGACUGAACGUAAUGCUGCAAUUGACGUACAAAACAGUGAUUGUAUAUCCAAUGUUGAAAUGGUGCGUUCUAUACAUGAAUAUUCGAAAACAAUUCCAUGGAAAUUUAUUUAUAUUUCCAAAACGGUGACCCCAUACACAUUUGAGUUGUUUAUCCUGUCUACGAAUGCGCGGGCUCGGGUGACCCCUCUCCGCCCUGCAGGAUCUGAUACAUUCUUAAUUAAUUAGUUACAUGACCCGUUGGCGUUUGUUUCCAAUGGUCUUGUAGCUCGUGAACCCCGUGAGCGAAGGAGCAUUGGAU